Messenger RNA from Pseudoliparis swirei, 1545 nucleotides. It is a transcript of the gene get4, whose product is annotated as guided entry of tail-anchored proteins factor 4. Gene Ontology annotation, biological process: protein insertion into ER membrane. Bases 24 to 995 code for a protein of 323 amino acids. The transcript has 9 exons. Gene Ontology annotation, molecular function: protein binding. The record is from RefSeq and is a predicted model, not a curated record. Lineage: Eukaryota; Metazoa; Chordata; Actinopteri; Perciformes; Liparidae. Gene Ontology annotation, cellular component: BAT3 complex; cytosol.
UCGAGCGCUGCUGCGGAGCAACGAUGUCGGAGCAGGAGUCUCUGAGGUGCUCCAGUGCCAGAAACCGUGGAGGCGUCCAGAGGGUGGAAGGAAAACUGCGCGCCAGCGUAGAAAAAGGAGAUUAUUAUGAAGCACAUCAGAUGUACAGGACUUUAUUUUUUAGGUACAUGUCACAGGCGAAACAUGCUGAGGCCAGGGAGCUGAUGCACAAUGGCGCUCUACUCUUCUUCAGCUAUAACCAGCAAAACAGUGCAGCAGACCUGUCCAUGCUGGUGCUGGAGGUGUUGGAGAAAUCUGAGACAAAAGUUGAAGACGGAAUAUUAGAAAGCCUGGCGAAGCUGUUCAGCCGGAUGGACCAAAACUCUCCAGAGAGAGUUGCAUUUGUGUCCAGAGCGUUGAAAUGGUCCACAGGAGGCUCCGGCAAGUUGGGUCACCCAAAACUACACCAGCUGCUAGCUGUCACCUUGUGGAAAGAGCAAAACUACAGUGAGUCUCGUUACCACUUCCUGCAUUCUUCUGACGGCGAAAGCUGCGCGAAGAUGCUGGUGGAGUACUCGUCGUCACAGGGCUUCCGCAGCGAGGUCGACAUGUUUGUGGCGCAGGCCGUCCUACAGUUCCUCUGCUUAAAGAACAAAAAUGGCGCGUCUGUAGUGUUCAGCGCGUACACAGAGAAACACCCGUCCAUAGAGAAGGGCCCUCCCUUCGUCCAGCCUCUACUAAACUUUAUCUGGUUUCUGCUGCUGGCAGUGGAUGGGGGUAAAUUAACAGUUUUCACAGUGUUAUGCGAGCAAUAUCAGCCUUCCCUGAAGAGGGACCCCAUGUAUAAUGAGUAUCUCGACAGAAUAGGACAGGUUUUCUUUGGUGUUCCACCUAAACAGUCCCCAUCCUACGGAGGACUGAUAGGAAACCUGCUGAACAGCCUGAUGGGGUCGGGCGAGGAGGACGACACAGGCGAAGAAGCCCAGGAGGACAGCAGCCCCAUCGAGUUGGACUGAGCCCCCCCCACCCCAAAAAAACCAACACACACACAACCUAAACAAAAUGCUGAAGCCCUCCUCUGCUUCCCCUCCACAGCGAGUGUCGGCGAUGCCGCUGGUCCAUGUUUUCAGAGGCGCGCCGGUUUCCAAAAAUACAUCCCUUCCCAGUCUUAAAAUCAGAGCAAGUAUCAGGCUGCUCCCCCCAGCAGUGGACUGUCUGCGCCAAACUGCAAACUCUUCCCAUGUUGAAUUAUUAUCUUUUAUUUGAAUCAUCACUUUAGUUAGUGGGACUCUUGCUCUCGGUUUAGGGUGUAUGACUUGUUUGUUUUUUUAAACGAGACAUAACAAACUGCCACUUGCUCCAAAGAGAAGAGGAAGGUUGGAGAGGACGUCCCCCCCCCCCCCCUCUUCAUAGUGACGUCGACAUCAUUACGAAGACGGUCUAGUCAACGCGCUACAAGUAUUCAAAAGUGUUGUCGACACACAGAGCGUCACCGCAGCCACGCGUUGCUGCAUCUCUCAGCAACUUUCUUGUUUAAAAAAAUAAACAGUGGUAAAUUGAAUUGUA